This is a messenger RNA of Bombus huntii, 6831 nucleotides long. RefSeq names its product monocarboxylate transporter 12-B. Gene Ontology annotation, molecular function: monocarboxylic acid transmembrane transporter activity. The transcript has 12 exons. Gene Ontology annotation, biological process: transmembrane transport; monocarboxylic acid transport. Bases 3557 to 5575 code for a protein of 672 amino acids. The record is from RefSeq and is a predicted model, not a curated record. NCBI's taxonomy places the organism in Eukaryota, Metazoa, Arthropoda, Insecta, Hymenoptera, Apidae.
CGUUUCAGGUUUAACCAGAUGUAUCUCUCGUCACGGUGUACAUAGUAACCGUUACAUAUGUGCGCGUGUGUACGGGCAUACGAAAAGCUUCUCAUUCAUUUCUUCCGUUUCUUUCAGUUUACGGUAGUGUAAACGCGUGUGUAGUGCACAUGUAGGAGUACACGCUUGCGAUCGCGUCUAUGUAUACGUGUUCUGUUGUGUUUUGUAUUCCAUCGACGCUUAAGCGCACUUCCCGCCUCGAGGUUCGCGCAUGCGCGCUCCGCAGCAUCCCUUUGCACGUGGUCGUGCACACACGUAAGCUUGUUUUACGUGUACCUUAUUGUUAUUACGAAAUUAUCAAUUACGAAAGAUGCAACGAUAAGUUGGACACGCGUCUUUCUACGUUCUUCUCUCUUUUCCGACACACGUAUCUUGUUUCACGCGUGUGUGCAUACAUUUUCUCGCUUAUCGUCGAUCGAGUCUACGAGACUGUAGCUAUCGACGGGAGACCGAACCAAGACGUCUGCUUUUUUCUGUCCCGUUCGAUAAUAAAAACAUAACUUAUCUCCGAUGCCGAUGACGUUCGACCAGACGAAAUAGCGUCGUUUCCGAAAUUUCCAUACGGUAAGGAUCGUGCGCGCGUAGCACGCGCAUGCGUGCUGCUCGACCGACCAGAUCGGAAUAUUAAUUCCGAAUCCGUAAUGAGAGCCGCUCAACGAAUCGACCUUGUCUCGCGUAUGAAAAUCGCCUGCGUUAAUUUCUUUUUCCAUUCCCUUUCCGGCUUAUCUUUCGAUCCGCUUCCCAACUCGGAAACAGAUACGUGCCCCUCAGUCCACGUAUAAAAACAUCAUUUUUAUUUCCCCUACGAGAAAAAAAAAGUCAAUCGGAUCGUUGUUCCUCGAUCAGUCUUUUCCUUUCCACGAUCGCGUUGAAAAACCCGUAUAAUAAUUAUCUUUCGCGUCCUCGUUCGCGAAUAACCAGCAAUUACAACGAGCAGAAUGAAAUCAUUGCGGUGUCGCGCAAACAAGCCUAUGAUCAUCGACGAUCGCCUUAUUAUUAUUUAGUAGCCGGUGUUUUUUCUGUUUCUCAAAUGUCUCGAAUAUUUCAUCGAUCGUCGUUCUAUUUAAUUUCCGCUUCGGCUCGUUCGGUAAGACAUGCAAAACUAUGAGAGAAAAGCGCCUGGUAAUCGCGUGUUAACGCUUAAUGGUAAGCAAACACGAUUCUGCGUUUCCGUUUUUUCCUGACCUGGCCAAGCUUCUCAAGAUGAGAGAGAAACAAGCAUAGCGAGAAACGCGGAGAGACAAAGACGCGUGGGUUGGGUCGAGUGGCCUGCAAAAGGAAUGUCGGGUUUAUUAGCCCGUUUUAGGUCUAUUCCUGAAACACAGUCCAUCGUCGAUAUAGCGUCGAAUCGCGAAUAAUGUUGGUAAAUAAACGUGUGCGAAAAAUCUGAAAGAUAAGUCCUGUUGAACUUUGGCCUCAGCACGUGGCCUCGAGAAGAAGAUCGCUUACUCGGCCAUACGAUUCGUAGGUACGUACUACGUGUAGAAUCGUUCAUUGUAUUACCGGUGCCUUUUCAGCGGUCGAGUCAUUCACGUUGACGGUCCGAGUGAAUGGGAGCUGGCCCACGAGUUUCGCCCUAAUCAAUUUCUCGAGAGGGGCAACGAGGCCCGCAGCGGAACUAAAUAAGGGAUUCGUCGUGCUACCGUUCAAUAGACUUCCUCUUUUGCGAUUUUUUCGUCCAACUUUUGAUCUACAUUGGCUUUCGAGCGAAACUCUUCGAGUUCGAGCCACUUUGCCUCGUACAAAUUCGAAGAUCUCCCUUCGUCGAAUCAACGGAGCUUCGAGAAAUCGUCCGAUAACUGGCUUCUGUCUUUUUUUUUUUUUUUUUUUUAAAUUACUCGAGAUAGAAUUUCGAUCUUGAUUUUGAAAAACACCGACGAAUCAUCGAAACGAGUCUCCGCCGGCUACUCCGGCAGCUGCGUAUUGUUUACGCGGUACGCUUUUCGUUUGGACCAGCGAAAAAUUGAGAUAAGUCGGAUAUCGAAGCACCGAUAUCGCGCCGAUUGCAACGAGUACCAAAUUACACGGCACCUUUGAUAUCAAUUUCCUUAGAACAAUCACGACACGGAGAAAAGCAGAUAGUAAUGGCGCUAAUUACAUUAUCUAAACGAGAUAGGAACGGAUUUACUUGUACGAUAACCAACUUUACAUUUUGAACGUGUCGUGUGCUCGAGAUAAACGACACUUUCACGCAGUUUAAAAUACCUGUAACGCGAGCAAAUGUUUUGUCGAUUAGUUAUCGGUUAUUGCGUUGAACAUCUCGUCGAUUUAUCUAAUCGGCGAUCGAUCUCGAUAGGCGGGAAAUGAAAAAGUUUCGUAAACACGGAAAUCUUGAACAAGUGGCGAUCGUUCGUUCCAUCCUUCGAUACCCUAGAAAAGUAGAUAAUUCACCGAUCGGUCGAAUUUCAGAUAUCACGGUUUUACGGUAUAUCGAAGAUGUAAAGUCGAAAGUUUGUCAGAGAUACGAUGUCCGUGAACACACAGCUCGUUUUGUUUUCCAUGUCGAUACUCCAGAAACACAGAUAAUUUAAUAGUGUCGAGUAUUUACGAAAUUCCUAGCCACAGAUAAAAACGUCUUGACAAUGCGCGUUAAGAUUCGUUCGUUACGAUAAUGCAUUAACUUGAAUAUCACCGACGAUUGUACGGAAACAUGCAAAUAUUGGUACGAUCGGUCGUUUGAUUUAUCGGGUCAGAAAGCGAUGCGCGGACGUCCUCCAUUCCGGUGUAUACCCCGAAGUACAUACUGCGGUUUGUUUCAAUAUUUAUACACGAUAUCGACUCGCACCGCGCAUAUAAUUUUCCAUUCGACUAUUAUUCCAAGUGUCGAAGUUGCACGAGAUAAGGCAGCAAAAGAGUUUCCUCUUUGCUCGGCUAUCGACGAUUCCUCGACAUCGGAGAGUCGAAUAAAAGUUUUCUCGAGACAAUAAUAACGGAAAAGUAUAUCGAAAAGUACGAGGCGACUGAGUGAUGUAAUAUCGCGGUGUUCGAUAUCGAAUUCGAAUUCUGUACGAGAACGAUAGCAGCAUUCGCAACUUGGAUUCUACGAGUCGUUGCUCGAUCGACCGCGUCUUCGUUAGAAAGAGCAUCCUGUUACCGGUCGGCGAUAAUUAAAGCGAACGUUGCAUGAAAAUUCAAUUGAAAACCUGACAAUUUUCCAAUUAGGCACAAUAUGCCGCUUAAAUAGAAUUGAACGAGCCCCUAACGAGGGCUUCUUUCCCGCCAUCAAAACGAAUAGUGUGUUUCCGCGGCGUUUCCAGGAAGACGCGUUCAAUACGGUCGCAGCUAUCGUCAAAUCUACUUCGUUAGAUCUUAUUCGUUUGCAACGAAUAAAUAGAUUAUUUCUUCGGUUUCUCGCGGAAUGUUUGCAUUUGCUGACGAGAACCACGUUUAUUUGUAUCGUGGUCGAUGGUUUCGCGUGGAAAUUGCGCAGAUUCGAUUCUUCGUAGAAUUCUAAAAUUCCAAAUAAAAGAAUUUCUACCGCGAACUGGCUGCUCUUGAAAAAUUUCAACCGUGGACGAUGAUGGCGUCAUUGGAGAAUAAAGUGGAUGAACAAGUCAGCAAGGUACCGCAGCAGAAUGGAGGCAAUUGCAGGAACGAGGAACUGCAGUUGGAAGACUUUCGAGAUAACAAUAACGAGAGCAUCGAGGUGGAGAUGGUGGUGCCACCGGAUGGUGGAUGGGGUUGGAUGAUCGUCGCAGCCUCCUUCAUGUGCAACCUCUUCGUGGACGGCAUCAUUUUUAGCUUCGGUGUCUUUCUCAACGAUAUUUCCGAAGCUUUCGCAGUGUCGAAGGCGAGAGUGGCGCUGGUUGGUUCGUUGCAGUCUGGAUUUUAUCUUAUGGCUGGCCCAUUCGUGUCAGCAUUGGCCAACAGGUACGGUUUUCGUCUGGUAGCGAUCCUUGGAAGCGUGAUAAGUUGCAGCGCCUUUGUCCUGUCGUACUUCAGCACUUCCAUCGAGUUCCUCUAUAUCUCUUACGGCGUGCUCGGAGGUAUCGGGGCAGGCCUGAUUUACGUGCCGGCUGUCAUAACUACCGGAUUUUAUUUUGAAAGAUGGCGAGCGCUGGCUACCGGGAUCGCGGUCUGCGGAUCCGGAAUCGGCGCUUUCAUGCUCGCGCCUAUCUCAGACAUACUGGUGAAGCAAUUCGGUUGGAGGGGCGCCUUGCUCUUCCAAGCAGGAAUGCUGUUAAAUUGUGCCAUUUUCGGUGCCAUGUUCCGUCCAUUGAAGUCAACGCGGAUUAAGGUGAAAUCCAGCCCGGAGAACGCGGGUUUAGAAGUAAAAAGCAGUUUGAUGGCAAGGGGAGUGUCCACGGCGUCGUUGCAUUGUAUGCAACCAGGCAGAAGCGGUUUCUUUGGAACCAAUAACAAUACCGAUUACCCAACGGCUGCUGAGCUGCUUGGAAGCAACCCCAACAUAGUAAACGCCUCCAAGUCGUUGCAUUCUCUUCAUAAGAUUCACGCGGAGCUGCGAACUCUGGAAAGGAAGUUGAGUAGCUCGGAGAAGCGGCUGUCCGUGCCGAUCUAUCCAGAGUUGGACGUGAACAUGGACGAGAAGAUGGUCGAAGAGGAGAACAAUCUCCUCGGUGGAGAUGUGGAGAGACUGAAUGGCAAAGUGCCCACGAUUCGCAGACAUACGAUCAGCGGUAGACGACUGCGCGCGGACUCGGACUGCAGCCAGAAAUCGCUGAAGAUGGGCAACAGGCGAAACCCAUUCAGCAAGGAUCCGCAGAGACCGUUCUACAGGGACGAUAUCUUUUACGGCGGUUCCCUGAACAGACUGCCGCAUUACAAAUCGCAGCAAUCGUCCGUUGGCUAUCACAUGUCUGUCACGCGUUUGCCUACUGCGACGGACGUCGCCGAAGAGGAGAGUGGAAGCUGUUACAUCUGUCCAGAGAGCGUACGCCGAAUCUUGACGACAAUGCUCGAUUUGAGUCUCCUUAAGAGUCCAUCUUUCUUGAUCCUGGCUAUAUCCGGUGGACUUACGAUGAUGGGCUUCUAUACACCUUUUAUGUACGUCCCAGAUCGAGCCCAAUUGGCAGGCAUCGAGGCCUCGACCGCUAUGUUUCUUGUCUCUGUGAUCGGUAUCGGCAACACCAUUGGCCGUGUCGUGUGUGGAUUGGCUAGCAGCUUGCCAGGAGUCAACGCGUUGGUCGUCAACAAUAUAUUCAUCAGUGCCGCUGGCCUCUUCACCAUUUUCUCCGGAUUAUCUCUCAGCAAGGGCUACCAGUUCUUUUACGCUGCCGGUUUUGGCACUAGCAUAUCUGUCUUCGCCUCGCUGCGAUCGAUCCUGGUGGUAGAUCUCCUGGGACUAGAGAAACUGACCAACGCUUUCGGAUUGCUUCUUUUGUUUCAAGGCGUGGCAGCUGCCGUAGGCGCGCCUCUCGCAGGUAUCUUCAUGGAUGCAACCGGAAGCUACGACGCCUCGUUUUACCUGUCUGGUAGCUUGAUCUUUCUGUCGGCUGUGAUCUGUUACCCCUUGAAGAGAAUCAACGUGUGGGAGACUAAAAAGAACGGCGACAAAUGCAGCGACGAUCCAUCCUAGUCCUGGUCGACGUCGAGCGCAAGACAGAACGCCGAAGACUGAAGUCUAUCACGUAUUCUCGUUGUCGGCCACCGUGUGUGUUUGUACAUACUAACGCGUAAAUAAUUUAUAACACGACUGCUCGAAUCGAUAAUUAAUCCGUGUGGUGGCAGCAGGACCAGCGUGAUCAUCGUAGCUAUGAGAACACGUGGCAAAGGAGCUCGUCCGUGUUCCAUCUUCGAACUCGGUCGAUCUUUGGAACUAAAACGGUCUAUCGAGACGUUCAGGAGGGUGCAACUGACGAUUCCAUGGUCAGAGGAAUACCGUCCAGAGUAUAAAGAUUCUGUCCAAACCUAAGGUCGAGCUUUGUAUUCCCAUGAAACGUCGGAGUGCUCUUUUCGUAUUCCGAGUAGCGCGUGAACAUGUCGCGAACUCGCUGUCAGCUUUUACGCUGUUUUUAAUCACCGACGUGCCUUCUCGUAUCUUACAACGGAUGGUUGGGAGUCGUGAGAUAUUUUUCUAGAUCGUUCGAUGACGGAAGAUAUGUGUUCGUUGUUACGUGCCUUGCGUUUUCAUAAAGAGAUUUUACUCGAAGGUUCCCACGUAAUUCAUUGCGAUGCUUUAUAAUUGAUAAUUCGCCGAUCUCCUGUUAAUUUACAGGGAUUGCAAGGAUUUUAGAAUGUAAGGAAGACGUUUGUAUAUCAACACGCGCCUCCGGAAGAACGGAUUAUUGCUUUACUCCUAUGUACUAUGUUCUAUUUGAUGCAGCUUCGCUACGAUUCUAUACUGUCAAAAAUCUUAUUUAUAGCGCGAUAUCGUAAAUACGAUCGUAUACACCUAUUUCCUUAUUGCGAUGCUGCAGACGGGAAUAAUUACGCUGCUUUAUCUAUUGUACAUCUCGCAUCGUUUCGAGAGGAAUGCGCAUGGAACGUUUGUAUCUCUAGGAAGAUUGGCGCGCGAAGGCGAAGUGAAUAUUCUCGUUAAAUCGAUCGAUCACGCCUUCCACUUCCGCGAAUAUCUUAUAAAACGCGUUUCUAUAAUGAAUAAGCAACACACUGUUACACGCGAAGGCGUAUGUACUUGCAUAAACGAGUACACGUAAUCUAGAUAGAUCGUGCAUCCGUUCUGGUGCAAUGCUAUUUAUAGAGUUAAUUAAUCACUAAACCGACAUCCGGCAGCGUGGUUCCGGAUGUUCGGCUCACCACUAGGUGUUUAAGGAUUUGCUCAAAAAUGAAAUCCGUUCCUAUUGUUCCUAAUUAAUUAUCUACUCUAGCAUU